AUGGUCCUGGUGGAAAACAACAGGCUCCUCGAGUUCUCAUCAAGGUUCAAGUGCACAUGGUACGGGCUGCCGCACCCUGUCCAGUUCAUGGUGUUGAUUCUGAUGCCGGCGCUCCUGUACGGGGUAAAUCGACUCUUCGACAGGCUCGAAAAGGCUUCCCACGCUCGCCUCUGCCCCCGCGCCGCCGCCGCCUAGAUGGGAGAGAGAGAAGUAAGCAUGCGAUGGCGUCCCGAAUAUGUCGAAGGCACAUACAAUGUCAAAACAAGUGGAAGCGUAUGAUAGGUGUCCACCACCAUGUUGAGGGUGAAGGGAGUCCCCGUCAUUGUCAAUGGGAUGGGCUAGAACGCGCACGACGACGAUGAAAGUUGCGGAUCUGCGCUGCAAGUCUAUGGCAAACUAACAUAGCAUCUGUAUGCGUAGAGGGGGGGGCGCAGCGUGGUAUUCUCAACAGACUCCAAGGGGUAGCUCACGUAUGCUUCUCGGGUGUCCAUUUCACGCCCCGCCUGAUGAUCCGUUUUAGGGCGUCUACAGCGGGUUCAUUAAUUUCGGCAGUAAAGAAACGCCGACUAAACACGGCAUAAUUGUUUUAACAUUUUCUGGUGUCGUCACACCCGUUAGCUCCUCCGCCCAAUGACGUGCUUCGAAGAAGAAGGUGCAGACACCAACCAGGUCAAGCGCUCGUGAUAUGGGCUUCUUUGGGAUCUACCAUUGUUUCCCCCCACUAGAAUAUGGAUUCUGAGCGAAGCAACAGCCAUGGAAUGGUCGGAGUGCUUCGUGUUCCUCAGACGACGCCUUACGUGUCCUCUUGUGCCCAUUCAUCUAUAGGAUGUGUUCGCUCGAGCAGACACACGGCACCCUCGUCGGUAUUUGUAAGUACCAUAGAGACAUGCUUACCGCCAUGUGCUUUUUUCGUGGUUCGUGGACGCUUUGGUGACAAUGUAGGGCAUACUCUGGGGGUCUUCGUCGGCGUAGCGAUUGAUCGUCGUCCAGUAUUCUCACGAUGUCACGGGGUGAGGGAUCGAGAUCGGCGACUAGGUAUCCCAGAGGAUGCACACGAUAGCGUAUUGGGUAAACUAAAUCCUCGACAACCACAUUUUUAUUUGGUUUAUUGUUGGUUUUUGGGGAAAAUUUUGUCAUUAGAAGCCACGGGGAAACACACACACAAGCACCAUGGAUGUGUCUACUAUCUAUGUGGUUGUUUAUUUUGGUUCAUGUUAGUGGAGGGAUUUAGGAUAUGGAGACCAUCGUGUAAAGACGUAUUGGAUCUAUGACUGUUUGCGCUGUACGCGUCAAAGUCAAGUUGUUUGAUUUCAGGCAAAGAAAGAGUACAAGGUGUGUCGCGAUUCGAAUUCGCAGCGCGCCUGCAGGUAGACCGCUACGGAACCACUGGGUCGAGUUUCGCAUAUGGUGGUUGGUUCUGAUGCGAACAGAAAAAUGAGCUAAACGGCAUCGGGUCCUG
Messenger RNA from Ectocarpus siliculosus, 1459 nucleotides. Lineage: Eukaryota; Phaeophyceae; Ectocarpales; Ectocarpaceae. The record is from the annotation of a GenBank genome assembly.